This is a messenger RNA of Chroicocephalus ridibundus (black-headed gull), 355 nucleotides long. RefSeq names its product NADH:ubiquinone oxidoreductase complex assembly factor 8 (gene NDUFAF8). The record is from RefSeq and is a predicted model, not a curated record. Gene Ontology annotation, biological process: mitochondrial respiratory chain complex I assembly. NCBI's taxonomy places the organism in Eukaryota, Metazoa, Chordata, Aves, Charadriiformes, Laridae. Gene Ontology annotation, cellular component: mitochondrion. The coding region runs from base 73 to 285 and encodes 70 amino acids. The transcript has 3 exons.
CGGACGGCCAAUCCCGGUUGACCCGCAAUGGCGGCGCCCAGGCCGUGAGGAGGAAGCGGCGCGGCGGCGGCGAUGUCGGGCCGGGGCGUCUGGCUGCGGACGCGGGCGCGGCUGCGGCGCUUCCCCGCGCUGCUGGCGGGCUGCGGGGAGCAGGCGGCGGCCUAUGGGCGGUGCGUGGCGGCGGCGGCGGGCGGGACGGCGGAGCUGCGACGGGACGCCUGCCUGGAGGAGUUCAGGGCGCUGCGGGAGUGCUUCGCCAGGGCGGCCAAGGCGACGCCCAAGUGACAGUGGGACCGGCCCGGGGCCCCUCACCGGCUCAGAGACGCUUCGGAUGAAUAAAAACUCUCAAACUCCA